Penicillium cinerascens is the source of this 1284-nucleotide messenger RNA. Its product is annotated as Gfo/Idh/MocA family protein. The record is from RefSeq and is a predicted model, not a curated record. The coding region runs from base 1 to 1284 and encodes 427 amino acids. NCBI's taxonomy places the organism in Eukaryota, Fungi, Ascomycota, Eurotiomycetes, Eurotiales, Aspergillaceae. Gene Ontology annotation, molecular function: nucleotide binding. The transcript has a single exon.
AUGGCUCCAACAAGAUACGCCGUCGUAGGCACCGGAGGCCGCGCCGCCUUCUUUUACAGUGCCAUAGUCCGCGAUUUCAAAGAUACCGCUACUCUUGUCGCCUUUUGCGACACAAACCAGACGCGGAUGGAUGUCGCCAAUGGCCGAGUACAAAAGCUAGGAAUGUCGCAACUGCCAACAUACAAAGCCGCCGACUUCGAUCGUAUGGUUGAGGAAACGAAGCCCGACACCAUAAUCGUGACUACGAUUGAUCGAGCACAUCACACCUACAUCGUCCGGGCUAUGGAACUUGGCUGCAAUGUGCUCAGUGAAAAGCCGAUGACAGUGGAUGAACAGAAAUGCCAAACGAUCCUUGAUGUCGUAAAGGCCACCAAUCGUCAAUUACGCGUCGCUUUCAACUACCGAUACGCACCCCACAACACUAAAGUCCGUGAACUUCUGAUGGACGGUGCCAUUGGCAAAGUUACCUCUGUUCAUUUUGAAUGGAUGCUCAACACCAGACACGGCGCGGACUACUUCCGCCGUUGGCAUCGGGAUAAACGCAACAGUGGCGGAUUGCUCGUUCACAAGUCCACUCAUCACUUUGACUUGGUCAACUUCUGGCUGGGUAGCAAGCCCACUACUGUAUUUGCACAGGGUGACUUGAAGUUCUAUGGUAAAGAGAAUGCUGAACUUCGUGGCGAGACCAAGUUCUAUUCCCGAGCCCAUGGCAGUCCCGCCGCCGCCAACGAUCCGUUUGCUCUACACAUGGAAGAACACACACAGCUUAAGGCCAUGUAUCUCGACGCGGAGCAUGAAGAUGGCUACUACCGUGACCAGAGCGUUUUUGGGGAUGGCAUUAACAUCGAAGACACAAUGGGUGCGCUGGUGAGCUAUCAGUCCGGUGCAAUCUUGACAUACAGCUUGGUCGCCUACUGCCCUUGGGAAGGAUUCCGGGUCUGUUUUAAUGGCACCGGUGGUCGACUGGAGAUGGAUGUACUCGAGGAAUCAUAUGUCAAUGCAGGUGGAGAACAGGGGAAGGAAGGCGCCGUGGCACACACGAAAAUUACGGUACAUCCUAUGUUUGCGCCACCUUAUGAGGUGCCGGUUGUUGAGGGAGAAGGUGGCCAUGGCGGUGGAGAUCCCGUGCUACUCAACGAUCUCUUUGGAGCUCCUGUGCCAGACAGACUGAAUCGCGCUGCAUCACAUGUUGAUGGGGCUAUGUCCAUUUUAACGGGGAUUGCAGCAAAUAAGGCAAUUCGUACAGGGCAAGUGGUGCAGGUGAAAGACUUGGUACAGUUCUGA